UAUCGCAUUCUCGGCAUUCCAUUCUUGAAUUUCGAAGAAAAUAAAUUCAGCCUUACUGCGAAAACUUAUAAUACAGUGACACUCACUGCACGUUCGUGCCGUACCGACUUGGCUUAUCAUCAAAGUCGUAGAAUAUAUUUUUCUUUCCCUUUUACUCUAUCUGUCUACUUACUACACACAACUGCUCUACUCACUUCGCUCGUGGGCUCAAAUUACUUCAUUUCCCAGACAUUCCCCAGCAACCUUCGAAAUGGUUGUCGAUACCACAUAUUACGAGGCCCUUGGUGUCAAACCAGACGCAUCGGAGUUAGAAAUUAAGAAAGCAUAUAGAAAAUUAGCUAUUAUCACUCAUCCGGGUACGUUUUACCACUCUCUCCAGCAACACAGUCCUGCUCGCAGAGAUACUGACAUAGACACAGAUAAGAAUCCUGGCGAUGAUACGGCGCACGAGAAAUUCCAAGCUAUCGGCGAGGCAUACCAAGUCCUCAGUAAUGAGGAUUUGCGCAAACGGUAUGAUAAAUUUGGAAAGGAUUCCGCACAGCCUGGGGAAGGGUUUGCGGACCCGGCAGAGUUCUUUGGCACAAUCUUUGGAGGGGAGGCGUUUGUGGAUCUCAUUGGAGAAAUUACUUUGAUGAAGGAUUUGACGAAGACCAUGGAUAUUACUAUGCAGGAAGGUGCAGAAGAAGAAGAAGAGUAAGUGUAGUUAUAUUACGACGGCGGAACAUGGUUUGCGAACCAGAGGCGCAUCGUGAUGAUCUGUGGGUAUCAAAUGGGUUGACUAACGUUAUCAUAGAUUCCCAGGGACUGAAGCAGCCAAACGAGAGAGCAUGACCGCGGAUAAUGAAAAGGCUGGAUCAUCGGCGGCUGCUCCAGAUGGUACAGCUAAGCAUGUGCCCUCCGCGUCUGUGUCUGACGCUACAGAUUCUCCUGCUCCUCCAUACUCGGAGAAACCACCAGUUGUUCCCAGCCCUUCUGGAUCAGGAACAUCAACCCCUCGACGUACCACCCAAAUUCCUCUCCGACAGGCCAUCAUGAACCAAACAGAAGAAGAGGCUCAAAUGGCUGCUGCAGGUCUUACAGAGGAGGAGAAGGAGUUGAGGAAGAGAGAGAAGAAGAAGGGCGGUCUCUCAAAAGCCCAACGUGAAGAACUAGCUGCUUAUGAAAGGGAACGUGCCGCUGCUCGUAAAGAACGAGUCGACACAUUAGCAAGGAAGCUGAUAGAUCGUAUUAGCGUAUGGACAGAGACAGACAAGGGAACAGAUUUUACCAGAGCAUUCCAAGAGAAGACACGCCUCGAGGUAGAGAACCUCAAGAUGGAGUCUUUCGGUCUGGAUAUUCUCCAUGCAAUCGGCCAAACCUAUCUCCAAAAAGCCACGGGACUCCUCAAAUCUCAGAAAUUCUUAGGUAUCGGCGGGUUUUUCUCCAGAUUAAAGGAUAAGGGAACUAUCGCAAAGGAAACCUGGAAUACAAUCUCUAGCGCUAUUGAUGCGCAAAUGACCAUGGAGGAAAUGGCCAAGAUGGAAGAGAAAGGCGGCGAGGACUGGACUGAUGAGAAGAAAGUUGAAUAUGAGCGUCGCGUGACCGGAAAGAUUCUUACAGCUGCAUGGCGCGGAAGUAAAUUUGAGAUCCAAGGCGUUCUCAGAGACGUCUGUGAUGAGAUUCUGAACGACAAGAAAGUUCCCAUGUCAAAGAGACUCGAGCGCGCUCAAGCUUUAGUUAUUUCGGGUGAAAUUUAUUCCAAGGUAUGUACUACGGAUCUCGAAUUCUACAAGAAAGAAUCACAGCUAACCAAAUACCAGGCUCAACGCAACCCAGAAGAAGAAGGCGAUUACAUGGCAUUCGAACAAUUGGUCGCCGAAGCAGCCGCAAAGAAAGAGAAUAAGAAAAAGGGAAAGGAUAAGAGAGAGCAUGGUCAUCAUCACUCACAUCACUCGGAUGCACAAGCUGCUGCUGAUGAUUUACCUAAUGUUCCUAAAGCCUAGAUGUGGAUAUAGGAUGAGAUGAAGACGAGGAUGAAGAUGAAUAGGGUAAAGUCGAAGAGCCCAGAGAGAAAAGGCUCGUUGAGGCUCAAAUGGUAUAACGUUUUACCUUAUGCGUCGUGGCUGUUUCGUGUUGUGUCGUGGUUCGGUAGUAUAAAGAUAUCUCUUCUUUCUUUUUGGUGUGUGUGGCGUCAUAAUCUGUUGCGGAAUGAAAGAAUGGAUGGAGAUGGAGAUGGAGAUGGAGAUGGAGAUGGAGAUGGAGAUGGAGAUGGAGAUGGAGAUGAGAAUGAGUAUAAGCAUGAGCAUGAGCAUGAUCGUGCAGUGG
This is a messenger RNA of Sclerotinia trifoliorum, 2304 nucleotides long. Lineage: Eukaryota; Fungi; Ascomycota; Leotiomycetes; Helotiales; Sclerotiniaceae. The record is from the annotation of a GenBank genome assembly.